Triticum aestivum (bread wheat) is the source of this 1540-nucleotide messenger RNA. RefSeq names its product exonuclease V, chloroplastic. Gene Ontology annotation, biological process: interstrand cross-link repair. The transcript is spliced from 7 exons. The record is from RefSeq and is a predicted model, not a curated record. Gene Ontology annotation, cellular component: nucleus. Gene Ontology annotation, molecular function: single-stranded DNA 5'-3' DNA exonuclease activity. Bases 54 to 914 code for a protein of 286 amino acids. Lineage: Eukaryota; Viridiplantae; Streptophyta; Magnoliopsida; Poales; Poaceae.
AGAAACCCGCGCCCCGCAUCCGGGCUCUCUCCCCUUCCUUCCUUCGGGCCGCAAUGCGCCCUGAGCUCGAGGUGGAGAUCGUGAGCGACGAGGAGAUGGCCAUCAUCGAGGCCGCGCUCGCCGCCGCCGCCGCAGCCCGGCCCCUCCUCUCCUCCGCCGCCGUCCGCGGCGCCGCCACCCUCUCCUGCGCGGCCUUCCCGCCCGCGGCCGACAUCGAGGACUCCGCGCCGCCGCCGCGGAGGUCGCUGCUGUCCCGGUACAGGGAGCGCCGUGCCCUCGCCGUCACCGACAUCACCGCCACGGAGUGGUGUGAUAAGCAGAUGGAGUUCGUCCUGGAGCACGGCAAGCCGGAGAGGACCGAGGCCAUGAAGGCCGGCUCUGACCGCCACGCCCAGCUCGAGCAAGAGGUUAUUGAGAGAGUCGAUAUUGCCGUUAGAUCUGCAGAAGAAUCGUGGGCAGUCAAAUUCAUGAACUUUAUCGUUGGAUCAAACCAAUUAUUGUUCAACGGCAUGACACGGGAACUUCCAGUGAUUGGGGUUGUUGAAGGUUCAUGGAUGGUAGGAAUUAUUGAUGAACUCCGAAUGCCUGUGGAUGGAAUUUCUUUUCAUCCAAUUCUGGUGGAUACAAAGACACGUUUCAAAGCAACAAUUCCCUCGGAAGCACAAAAAAGAAAUGGAAGGCUUCAGCUGAUGUGUUAUAAGUACCUAUGGGACAGUUCGAUUUCUGAGAAAUUCCCAGCAGAGAAUUUCUUCAGCUAUUUUGACUUGAACCCCGACUUCUUGUUAUCAGAUGAUGUCAAGCGGUACAUUAGCUCAAUUGGUUUCAAUGCACAGACUUUCGGGGAUGUGAUGAAAUUCUAUAAGAUUACCUGUCAUACGCUGUCACGAUCUCAAGAACAGCUGAUCUUGAGGUAAAUAAGUUUCCUGUAUAUUGUAGAUAUGAACUUCAGGAAGAUCAUUCCCUCCUAGAAGAAUACCAGUUCUCUUAUGAUGCUCAGUGGUUCAAGGGUCAAAUCCAAGAAGCCCUCAGCUUCUGGCUGGGGGCACGGGAACCUAAAUAUGUGACUGAAGAGGAGGGGUGGAAAUGUAAAUUCUGCAAAUUCGCGCCGAGUUGCCCAAAGAUAGCUUCCACCUCAAGGUGUUGACAUUCAAAGUUGCAAAUGGACAGCUCUGUUUGGGUUAGUAGACUUGGGGAAUUUUUCUGACACUAGGCUGAAGAACCAACCGUUUUGAUGAACCAUUACACUGGAAGUGCCUCCAUCUGUUCUUUCCUUCUUUCCAUGGCUAAGAUUUAACUCAAAAGUGAAUUUCCACCCUAUGUAGCAUUGUAACAUGGAUAUUGCUGAUUGGCAAGUGAAUUUCAUUCCUGUUGUAUGUAUCCCCAUCGGUUCUUUUUCCAACAAAGAUGUAAACCCAAUGGAUAAAAUAACUUCCUGGAGGCUUUUCUAUGUGGCGAAUUCAUAGCACCUACCAUAUCUAAGUGGUGGCUAUAGCACUGGAUAAUUCUAUUACAAUAUGUGUAUCUUCCUCUUGAUCAGUCA